Messenger RNA from Scaptodrosophila lebanonensis, 1693 nucleotides. RefSeq names its product putative inorganic phosphate cotransporter. NCBI's taxonomy places the organism in Eukaryota, Metazoa, Arthropoda, Insecta, Diptera, Drosophilidae. The record is from RefSeq and is a predicted model, not a curated record. Gene Ontology annotation, cellular component: plasma membrane. The transcript has 4 exons. Gene Ontology annotation, biological process: monoatomic anion transport; transmembrane transport. Bases 79 to 1530 code for a protein of 483 amino acids. Gene Ontology annotation, molecular function: transmembrane transporter activity.
CAGACUGAGAAGCUGUUUCUCGCGAAUUAUCUUGUUGUGUUUACAAAUGUUUUAUGUAUUAAUAAUAAAAGUUUUGAGAUGAUAAGCUCCGAUACGCCGCCGAAAGGGCCGGCCCUAGGCAUACGGCACCUGCAGGCAUUGCUCCUUUUUAUCUGCAUCAUAGUCAAUUAUAUCGCGCGUUUGAAUGUCAGUGUGAUUGUCGUGGCGAUGACGGAUGCAGCGAGCACCAAUCCAGAUUUUCCAGAAUACGAUUGGACAGAGGCGCAGAAGUCCUAUAUACUGUCCAGCUUUUAUUGGGGCUAUAUUUUCACCCAAUUUCCUGCUGGAUUGUUGUGUAAACGAUAUGGGGUCAAAACCAUUCUAUUUAUACCAACUUUUGCUACGGCCCUGUUCAGUGCUAUUACUCCCUACUCUAUAACAUCUGGGGGCGGUUGGCAGGCAUUCUGUGUCUUGCGCGUGAUCCAAGGAGUUUUUCAGGGCCUAAUCUUCCCCUGCAUUCAUGAGCACAUCGCUAAGUGGUCCCCACCAGCUGAACGAAAUCGUCUGGGUGUUUUCACUUACAGUGGCGCUGAUUGCGGUAUGGUGUUGGCCAACGCCAUAACAGGGCUCAUUGCCCACAGCUCCUUGGGCUGGCCAGGCAUCUCGUACGUCUCAGCAGCAUUGUGUGCAUUUUGGUGCUUGCUUUGGUUUCUCCUUGGAUCCAAUAAUGCGCCUGAAUCACGUUUGAUUAGCGCCAAGGAGCAGACGUAUAUUGAGAGUUCCAUGCAGCGUGCAGAUGGAUUCCACGAACGGAAAAUUCCCAUUCCAUGGCGUGCUAUUUGGACAUCAAAGCCAUUUUUGGCUUUGCUUCUCGUACGCUGUGCGGACGGUUGGUCGAGUUCCACAAUGCAGCAGCAGACGCCCUCGUAUCUGCAUGGCGUUCUCAAUAUGGACAUAAAGAGCAAUGCUCUCUACUCAGCACUACCAUAUCUAGCCAUGUGGUUCACGUCUUAUGUGUACCUAGCAUUUGCCGAUUUGGUCAUGGCUCGUCAGUGGAUGUCCCGAAAUACAUUGCACAAGUCCAUUAACAGUUUGUCCCUUUGGGGUCCCGCAGUAGCGCUCAUUGGAAUCGGUUUUCUUGACAAGAGUCAGGAGAGUCUGGCCAUUGCUCUGAUGACCAUUUCUGCUGCUUUAAAUGCUGGCGCUGGCCUCGGCAGUAUACUCCCCAUCAUUGAUAUGUCGCCAAAUCACUCUGGAAUUCUUAUGGCCAUUUCCAAUGGCAUAGCAAAUUUAUUUCCGCUAAUCACGCCCCUUGUGGUGGGACUAAUCGUGACCGAUACGAGCGACCGAAGCCUGUGGCAAAUUGUAUUUACAACAGCAGCCAUUAUCUUCUUUUUGGGCAACUUGGUCUAUAUAAUUUGGGGCUCCACGGAUAAACAAGACUGGGAUGCAGCGGACUUUCUUCAGUUCCCUCAUGACGAAUGCUUAAAAAAUGAGAAAAAGGGGAAGAAGAGCAGCAGCAACAAUGACGACGUGAUUAGCUACCACUAGAGUUAACAAUUAAGAGUCACUCGAGCAAAUGGCAGGAGCGAACUGCUUAAAUAUGCAAUGCGGCGUAUACGCAAUGUGAUGCCCAAAAUUCGGUUACGCGUUUAUUAAAUGAAUUUCCAACAUUUUUUUGUGGUCUAUUUUAAUUAAAAAUUCUUGAAACGUU